ACAUUUUCAGAACAACAACAGGCAACAAACAACAAAUGCACCAACUACAACAUUUCUUUACUCAACCAAUAAUUUCUUCAAUAAUUUCCGUUUUACUAAUUCAAAUUAUAUUUUUAUUUGGAAUUUUUAUUAUUUCUAAAAUUUUUAAUCCUUCUAAAUAUUUAAUUGAUUUAAAUUCUGAAAAAUUAAAAAAAUCAACUAAGCGUUUGUUUGAAUAUUAUAUAGCACAACGUGGGGGUGUAGAAGUGAAAAUAUCUGAAAAAGAAAUUUUGCCUGGAGAUUUGAUUAAAUUAAAGAGUGGACAGAGAGUGCCUGUUGAUUGUAGAAUUUUGCAUGUUUUGAAAGAACCUUUUCUUGUUAAUCAAAGUUGUAUUCUUCAACAACAACAAAAUUUGGGAGAAAAUAAUAUAAUAAUAGAAUUAAUAGCAAAAACAUCACCAAAUCAUUUAAAUGUCCUUGAAGCUAGAAAUAUAGCUUUUGCUGGUUUUAAAUGUUUAAAUGGAGAGGCUUUUUGUAUUGUUUUAAGGACUAGGGAGGAGACGCUUCUAUCAAAACUUGCUUCUAAAACAUCAACCAAAACAACAAUUAAAAAUAUCUCUCCCCCUCCCUAUUAUUUAACAUCAACUACAUUAACUAAGGAAAAUAAUAAUAAUAAAGAAGAGGGAUAUGAUAAAAAUAAAAAUAAAAAUAAAUUAAAAUUAUUGUUUGGUUGGCCAACUGUUUGUAUAGCCGCUUUAUGUUCGUUGAUUGCUUCCUUAGCUUUUGGUUAUUCUUUGUUUUUGUUGUUGCCUUCGAAUGAUAUUGAUAAUAAUGAAACCAACUGGUACCACAACUCAAUCCAAUUAUUAAUUCCCUUUGUUUGUACAUUUAUUGCUCUACUCAUCUCUACACUUCCCUACGCUUUACCCUUAACUUUAUUAAUUAGACAAUGGUAUUCUCAACGUUAUCUUGCUUGUAAUAAAGAGAAAAACAAUCCAACAGAAUUUAGAUUUAUUAAAAAACAACAAAAUAAAAAUUGUUUUUUAAAUGGAGGGGGAAUAAUGGGAAAUGAUUGUAUCUUAAUUGUGAGUUUAUUUAAUCCUUAA
Messenger RNA from Meloidogyne enterolobii, 1085 nucleotides. NCBI's taxonomy places the organism in Eukaryota, Metazoa, Nematoda, Chromadorea, Rhabditida, Meloidogynidae. The record is from the annotation of a GenBank genome assembly.